Molecule: messenger RNA, 411 nt
Organism: Propithecus coquereli (Coquerel's sifaka)
Lineage: Eukaryota; Metazoa; Chordata; Mammalia; Primates; Indriidae
Gene: H3-4
Product: histone H3.1
Exons: 1
Coding region: 1-411 (136 amino acids)
Cellular component (GO): nucleosome
Molecular function (GO): protein heterodimerization activity; structural constituent of chromatin; DNA binding
Source: RefSeq, a predicted model, not a curated record
AUGGCUCGCACCAAGCAGACGGCGCGCAAGUCGACCGGCGGCAAGGCACCGCGCAAGCAGCUGGCCACCAAGGUGGCUCGCAAGAGCGCCCCGGCCACGGGCGGUGUGAAGAAGCCCCACCGCUACCGGCCUGGCACCGUGGCGUUGCGCGAGAUCCGCCGCUACCAGAAGUCCACGGAGCUGCUCAUCCGCAAGCUUCCCUUCCAGCGGCUGGUGCGUGAGAUCGCGCAGGACUUCAAGACCGACCUGCGCUUCCAGACCUCAGCUGUGAUGGCACUGCAGGAGGCCUGUGAGGCCUACCUCGUGGGGCUCUUCGAGGACACCAACCUGUGCGCCAUCCACGCUAAGCGCGUCACCAUCAUGCCGAAGGACAUCCAGCUGGCGCGCCGCAUCCGCGGGGAGCGGGCUUAG